This is a messenger RNA of Abrus precatorius (Indian licorice), 1422 nucleotides long. RefSeq lists its product as uncharacterized. The record is from RefSeq and is a predicted model, not a curated record. NCBI's taxonomy places the organism in Eukaryota, Viridiplantae, Streptophyta, Magnoliopsida, Fabales, Fabaceae. Bases 1 to 1422 code for a protein of 473 amino acids. The transcript has 5 exons.
AUGACGAAUUUUGGUAUUUUAAAUUUUGCAUACUAUACUUGUAUAAAAAACAACAUUAAGAAAAGUGGAUCGAUCGCCGAGUAUCUUGUACAAGUGAAACAGAUCGUUAAGACUCUUGCUGCAAUUGGAUCACCAUUGUCAGUUGAAGAUCACAUCGACGCGAUCUGUGAUGGUCUUGGCGAAGAUUAUGAUGGAUUCAUUACUUCGUGUAUCACACAAACUGAACCAUACAUUGUUGCUGAGAUUGAAGCACUGUUGAUGCAUAAAGAGGAACGUCUUGAGAGGCAUAAGCAACAUCCUAAGUCCACUCAUAACAACACAUGUGAUGCUACUAUGCAAGAACCUAUCAAUCAAGCUAUGAUAACAGCCUCCGCAACUCAAUCUUCUCUAGGUGACACCUGGUAUCCUGAUAUAGGUGCAACAAAUCAUUUCACUAAUGAUUUAUCCAAUCUAAUGAUCAAAACUCCUUAUAUAGGAUUAGAGAAGGUGGUAGUUGGUAAUGGUAAUUGCCUAAGUAUUCAUAAUAUUGGGACUUCUAAACUUAGAAAUCCUUCCAAUAAAAUUGCUUUUACUCUUAAUAAAUUGUUACAUGACUCUCGGAAGCUUCUGCUGCAAGGGAAGUUUAAAGAUGGCCUCUAUGCUUUUGAGAAUAUGCAACUUGUUCAUCCUAAUAGUGAUUUUCCUAUUUCAGCUUUAUAUUCCUUUACCAAAUAUUUGAGAUGUCAUCCUACUCCCUGUAAUAUACAUCCUCCUAUUAUAUCUGUUGUUCCUAAUUGUAACAUACCUCGGACUGAGGAUACUCCUCAACCUACAAGUCUUGUGAUCAUUUCUCCUAAGGCUAUGCUUUUUGACAAUGUCAGACUUGUUUUAACUAAGAAUACAAAUACUUCCACCGUUGCAAUUGAUUCUAAUACAGGUCCUAGUUCUAGAGCUAUACCUCUUGUCAUCAACAAUCAUCCUAUGGUCAUAAGAGGCAAGGCUGGUAUUUUUAAACUAAAAGCCAUGGUAGCUGAAAUGGAACCUAUUACAGUUAGAGAAGCUCUACAAUCUCCUAAAUGGAUUCAAGCUAUGCAUGAAAAACUCAAAGCUUUAAAACAAAAUCAAACAUGGGAUCUUGUUCCUUUACCUCUGCAUAGGAAACCCGUGGGAUCCAAAUGGAUUUUCAAACUCAAGUACAAUCCUGAUGGAAGCAUCUCUAAGUAUAAGGCCCGGCUAGUGGCAAGAGGAUUUACCCAAAAACAUGGUCUGGAUUAUCAAAAAACUUUUAGCUCUGUAGGUAAACAUGUGACAAUCAGAGUCAUCUUGUCUAUUGCUCUAUCUAGAGGCUGGUCUGUUAGACAAGUAGAUGUUAAUAAUACUUUUUUGAAUGGCCCUCUAAAGGAAGUGGUCUACAUCAGAAGGUUAUCACACCAACAAUCCUAA